Humulus lupulus (European hop) is the source of this 2885-nucleotide messenger RNA. RefSeq lists its product as uncharacterized. Bases 145 to 2589 code for a protein of 814 amino acids. Lineage: Eukaryota; Viridiplantae; Streptophyta; Magnoliopsida; Rosales; Cannabaceae. Gene Ontology annotation, molecular function: RNA binding; nucleotidyltransferase activity. Gene Ontology annotation, biological process: RNA processing. The record is from RefSeq and is a predicted model, not a curated record. The transcript is spliced from 15 exons.
UACAUAUUUAGGUCGACAGGGCCAUUUACCGUCUUGUUGGACCGGACAACCGAACUUUGUAAGGGCAUCCCCCUCAAAAUGGCGCCAUGAGAUGACACAGUCAUUGGUGAUGGCCUGAACUCAGCUCAACCCGACGGCAAUGGUAUGGCGAUACCCAGACAACGUAACAAGGACUUCUUCUCUUGUCUUCGUCUUCUUAUUACUUCCAGGCAACAGAGGUUCUGCCACGCCGUUGCCCAGGGAAGAAUUAAACCUGAAAUAACCUCAACCCAAGUGGGGCACAUGGAUACCAAAAAAUUGAACAAGGUGGAUUCCAGGACCUUUGGGAUACACCAUGGGGUCAUACCUCCAGCUUCAUUGACUGUAUUGAGAAUUUUGAGGAAUGGAGGAUUUGAUGCCUACUUAGUGGGUGGAUGUGUGAGAGAUUUAAUCCUUAAAAGAACUCCUAAAGAUUUUGAUGUUAUCACCACUGCUAAUCUUAAGCAGAUUCGAAGUCGAUUUCACAAAGCACACAUUGUUGGACAACGGUUCCCAAUAUGCAUGGUGCAUGUUCGAGGUUCUAUCAUUGAGGUGUCCAGUUUUGAAACAGUGGCUAAACAUGCUGCGAAAAAAGCAGAACUUCAUUUCUCUCAAGCACCACAUGGCUGUGGGAAGAAAGACAUUAUUCUCUGGAGAAACUCCUUGAAGCGAGACUUUACAAUAAACAGUUUAUUCUUUGACCCUUUCUCGAACACGAUCUAUGAUUUUGCCAAUGGAAUGGCUGACUUAAGGUCCUUAAAAUUACGAACGUUAAUCCCUGCCGAUGUUUCAUUCAAGGAAGAUUGUGCAAGAAUCUUGCGUGGUUUAAGACUUGCUGCUCGUCUAGGUUUUUCAUUUUCAAGGGACACUGCAACUGCAAUUCGUAAUUUUUCUUCAUCCUUAUUGACAUUGUCUAAGUCCAGAAUAAUGAUGGAGUUCAACUAUAUGCUCUCAUAUGGAGCUGCUGAGCCUUCACUCUGUUUGCUUCAGAGGUUCAAUCUGCUGAGCUUUUUUCUUCCCUUUCAUGCAGCAUAUCUUGAGCAGCAGGCUAGCACCAAAUCUGAUCAGAAUUCUACAAUGUUGAUGAAAUUAUUCUUCAAUAUGGAUAAGGUGGCCAGCUGUGAUCAUCCGUCUGACUGCAGGCUGUGGGUUGGACUUUUAGCAUUUCAUCUUGCAUUAGUCAAUAAUCCUCAAGAUGCUCUUGUCGUUUUGACUUUUGCUUCUAUCUUGUACCAUGGAGAGUGGAAAGAAGGCAUUAGAUUUGCAAGAGAAAAAUCUGAAGUUCAGGUUAAUUUUGUGCCCGAGCUCUCAAGUUCCUUCGCUUCUAAAUCAGAUGAAGAACUUGUAAAAAAAGUUUCUCAAUUAGCUACUCUUGUGCAAGACUCUUUAGAUGUUUUAACUGAGACCAAGAGUCAUCUUGAAUCAGUGUCCAGACACCCAACUUCCCCAUGCUCUGGUUUGGUAUUUAUACCAAAGAAGACGAGCAAAGAUGUAGCUGAACUUUUUCAGUUGCUGGUAAAAAUGAAAGGAUCAUAUGAGCAAAGAAGAAAGUGUUUUGAUAUUGACUAUUCCUUGCUUGGGCAAGGAUAUAUGUGGGAGACGAGAUUUGUUCUUGGCAAAGUCAUCCUGGAGACAAUAGGCUGUUGGCAAAGAAGAGGAGAUAACGUUUCAGAGGAGAACAAUUGCAUGCAUACAGAGAGCUUUGGCGACACUCGACUUUCUGAUGUGGUAAAGGAGCAACUGCAAGUGAAGAAGGGACAAAAACAUAGUGUUUCACCAAGUUAUCCUGAAAUUGAGCAGCCGCCAGCCAAGAAACGCAAUUUUGUUCCCAGUAAAUGCAGUAUUUCCGAGCAGUUCGGAACUCAAGGGACACAAGGGGUAGUUGAUGAGAGAGAGAUAUGCCAAGAGCGAGCUAAGAAGCAUAAAAAAAUCUAUGAAGUAGAUGAAUUACCAAGGGAAGAGUUGAUUUCAGUACUUGGAAACAUGUCAGACAAUAGAUGUGAAAAACCAGAUGAGAACGCUACGGAGAAAAAGAAAAGUGAGGCCAAGAAGAAGAAGCACAAGCACAAGAGUGAGGGGCAUUCAAUGGUGAUGGAGAAGAAGCACCAUGUAACACAAGAAGAUGAAGUGGCUGAGCAGCAGGGUGCAGUCCAAGGAAACAUAUUAGACAAGAGAUGUCAAAAACCAGAUGAGAAGGCAAUUGAGAAAAAGAAAAACAAGGUGAAAAACGAUGUCAAAAACAUAUCAGACAAGAGAUGUCAAAAAAAAGAUGAUAAGGCAAUUGAGAAAAAGAAAAACGAGGUGAAAAACGAUGUCAAAAACAUAUCAGACAAGAGAUGUCAAAAACCAGAUGAGAAGGCAAUUGAGAAAAAGAAAAACGAGGUUAAGAAGAAGAAGCACACACAUAAGAGUGAGAGGCCUUCAUCGGUGAUGGAGAAGAAGCACCAUGUAACACAAGAUGAUACAGUGGCUGAGCAGCAGGGUGUGGUGAGAACCAAGACAGAGGCCAAAUUCAAGCAAGCAGGCAAAGAAACAGGAAAUCAUCGAUUGCUUUCUGAUCUAUUUAAGUAAAAUUAUAUUCUCAGUUUGAAGUGAGCCAACCUUUGUCUGGACUAAGUUACCAUAAAACUGACAAGUGACAACUGAUAGGUAUUUUGUUAAAAUCUUUGAAGUUGGGUGGGGGGUAAUAUGCUUCAAAUUUCCCUUGCUUUCAAUAGUUUUGUCCCUCUUAGCAUUUUUAAAAAAAGCAUUUAAGUUGAUAGGUAGAUAAAUAGUUUUGUUGUUUGUGUAACAGAAAAAAGAAAGUCUUAUUUUUAAGCCUUGAAUUUAAUUUAAAGUAUAGAUAUGUUGAUUGGCCAUGAUAAGCA